UCGAGAGAAAGUUCUCGACAGAUCUUGUGAAUUUUCUUUUCGACCACUUGGUCGGACUUGUGAACUCGCAGAAGCCGGAACCGGAAGGCGGUCGUGUUCUUGUAUAAGAGGCAAGGCAAACAUUCGCAUUCUCCAUUCAGUCCUUUUUUUUCAGUAUAAUAUCCCAUUCAAUCCUUCAACUUUUAAUUUGUCACCUCCCUUUCCCUGUCCAGUUCCCUCCCUAUAAUUUCUGGUUUUCCCCAAACACUUGUGGUUCUUGCUUUCCAUCAGCUCAUUUUUUAUUUUUCACAAAAGAAAGCGUAAUGUGUGAUUACCGCCCAUUGUACAAUGGGGUCUUCCUCCAGCACGGGAACACGACGUUUAGCCAGUCCCAGAAAAAAUGGCGAGUGGCUUUCCUUGCUAUCUGUUCUUGCCGGGCUAUGGUCUCCCUUACUAAAGACAUCAUAACGGCGAAGAACAGGGAUGGCAUCCUCAAUGGGCUCAUUCGUUCUCUUUCCUACACCACUGUAGAUAUCAAACCCAAUACAGAUUUCAGUCUUGAUAUCCAAACAGCAGAUGAUUUCGAUGAUGUCUUCUCCAAUGUCGAUAAAGAAGGUCUCAUCCAGAUUGUAAAGAACAAGGACUUGGACCGGCUGAAACAGUUCGGAGGAGUCGAAUCAGUUGCUGAUUUUCUCCAGACCGAUGCAAAGAAUGGAAUCCACGGCAAUGCCGAAGAUGUCAGUCACCGCCAUAAAGUAUUCGGUUCCAAUACAUACCACGGGCCACCCACAAAAGGUCUGUUUCAUUUUGUUAUGGAAGCUUUUAAAGAUACCACCAUUCUCAUUCUCCUAGUUUGUGCCUCCCUAUCUCUUGGCUUCGGCAUCAAAGAAGAUGGGCUCAAAGAUGGAUGGUAUGACGGUGGGAGUAUCUUCGUCGCCGUCUUUCUGGUUGUGGUCGUGUCUGCUGUCAGUAAUUUCAGGCAGUCAAGACAAUUUGACAAACUAUCUGGCAUCAGCAACAACAUUCUUGUUGAUGUUGUGAGAGAUGGAAGGCGGAAGAAGAUCUCCAUCUUCGACGUGGUAGUUGGAGAUGUAGUUUGUUUGAACAUUGGUGAUCAAAUCCCGGCAGACGGAUUGGUGUUGGACGGCCAUUCCUUACAAGUAGAUGAAUCGAGCAUGACUGGUGAGAGUGAUCAUGUGGAAGUUGAUACCACUAGGAACCCCUUCUUGCCCUCUGGUACCAAAAUAGCAGAUGGGUAUGGUCGGAUGCUCAUCACAUCCGUUGGGAUGAACACAACAUGGGGUGAGAUGAUGAGCUCCAUUAACCAUGAUUCCAGUGAACGUACUCCAUUGCAAGCGCGGCUUGACAAACUAACCUCAGCCAUAGGGAAGGCUGGUUCGGCAGUCGCUUUCCUCGUGCUUGUUGUGUUGUUGGUUCGCUACUUCACGGGAAAUACAGAAGAUGAAAAUGGAAAUCAGGAGUUCAACGGUAGCAAGACAAAGUUCAACGACAUAAUGAAUGAGGUAGUGCGCAUUGUCUCCGAUGCUGUUACCAUUGUUGUGGUGGCAAUCCCAGAAGGCUUGCCUUUAGCCGUUACACUCACCCUUGCUUAUUCCAUGAAGAGAAUGAUGGCUGAUCAGGCAAUGGUUCGGAAACUCUCUGCCUGUGAAACAAUGGGCGCAGCGACCACCAUCUGCACUGAUAAAACAGGUACGCUCACCAUGAAUCAAAUGAAGGUUACCCAAUUUUGGCUUGGUCAAAAAACCAUUAAGAGUGAUGUCUUAUCUACACUCUUUCCAACUGUUGUUGAAUUGCUUCACCAAGGUGUUGGUUUGAACACAACUGGUAGUGUUUACAAACCCACUACAGGAACAAUGCCUGAGGUCUCCGGUAGUCCCACUGAGAAAGCUAUCCUUUCAUGGGCUGUCUCGGAAUUGGGCAUGGAUAUGGAGGAUUUGAAGGAGAGAUGUACUCUUCUUCAUGUUGAAGCCUUCAAUUCAGAGAAGAAACGAAGUGGGAUCUCAAUGAUGAAGAAACAUGAGAGGAUGGUUCAUGUGCAUUGGAAGGGGGCUGCCGAAAUCAUACUAGCAAUGUGUUCCGAUUACUACAACAGUACAGGAACUAAGAAACCCAUGGAUGAUGAUGCUAGGAUGAAAAUCAAGCAAACAAUUCAAGACAUGGCGGACAAUAGCCUCCGAUGCAUUGCUUUUGCCCACAAACAGAUCCCUGAAGAAAUGUAUGGAUACAACAAAGAUGAGAAGGCAAAGCAAUGCCUUGAAGAAGAUGCCCUGACCUUGUUAGGGCUAGUGGGCAUAAAGGAUCCUUGUCGACCAGGUGUCAAGAAGGCUGUACAAGUUUGUAGAAAAGCUGGAGUGGACAUCAAAAUGAUCACUGGGGACAAUGUUUUCACUGCAAGAGCAAUAGCCAUUGAAUGUGGAAUACUACAACCUGGCCAAGGCAUAAAUGAUGGAGUAGUCGUGGAAGGUGUUGAAUUUCGAAACUACACACCAGAAGAAAGGAUGGGGAAGGUUGAAAGGAUCCGUGUGAUGGCAAGAUCUUCUCCCAUGGACAAGCUGUUAAUGGUGCAAUGCUUAAAACAGAAAGGCCACGUGGUUGCAGUCACUGGAGAUGGGACAAAUGAUGCACCAGCUCUAAAAGAAGCUGAUAUCGGACUUUCAAUGGGGAUUCAAGGCACUGAAGUGGCUAAGGAGAGCUCAGAUAUCGUCAUUUUGGAUGAUAACUUUGCUUCUGUGGCUACAGUUUUGAGGUGGGGAAGAUGUGUUUAUAACAACAUCCAAAAGUUUAUUCAAUUCCAGCUUACCGUGAAUGUUGCAGCUUUGGCGAUUAACUUCGUGGCAGCAAUUUCUGCCGGUGAUGUCCCAUUGUCAGCGGUGCAAUUGUUGUGGGUGAACCUGAUCAUGGACACUCUGGGGGCCCUGGCUCUAGCAACAGAGAGACCCACUGAUGAGCUUAUGGAGAAGCGACCUGUUGGUCGAACUGAACCACUCAUAACCAAUGUUAUGUGGAGGAACCUCAUGGCUCAAGCUAUAUAUCAGAUCACAGUCCUCCUAACCCUACAGUUCAAUGGUGAGUCCAUAUUUGGAGUAAGUGAAAGAGUUAAUGACACAGUCAUCUUCAAUACCUUCGUUCUGUGCCAAGUCUUCAAUGAGUUCAACGCAAGGAAGUUGGAGAAGAGGAAUGUCUUCAAAGGGAUACACAAGAAUAGGUUGUUUUUAGGGAUCGUAGGGAUAACCAUUGCUCUUCAGAUAGUAAUGGUGGAGUUUUUAAAGAAGUUUGCAGAUACAGAGCGGUUGAAUUGGGGGCAAUGGGGGGUAUGCAUUGGAUUAGCUGCCAUGUCUUGGCCAAUUGGUUGGAUUGUCAAGUGCAUACCGGUUUCAAAUAAGCCCUUCCUUACUCUUCCCAAGUCCUUAGUCUUCAAACAGCAGAAAUAGUGGAUCACUUGCCCUGUUCAUUCGUUAUAUUCUUUAUUAUUAUUUGUAUACCGGUGACCAGUGAUAUUACCUUGUAGUUUGUAGUUUCUACCAUAUUUUUUUAUUAAUAUUCUUUUUUAAUUUUUCAUUUUUUUUAAAUUCUUGUACGUAAUCUGUUGAUGACAUCUACUAAAAUAUACUGUAAUACUGAUGAAAAUAUUUGAAACCA
Nelumbo nucifera (sacred lotus) is the source of this 3639-nucleotide messenger RNA. Lineage: Eukaryota; Viridiplantae; Streptophyta; Magnoliopsida; Proteales; Nelumbonaceae. The record is from RefSeq and is a predicted model, not a curated record.